GACGGGGCGGAGUCGGGCAGUGAAGGUGGCCAGUCAGCUGGGUGCUCCAGUUCGACAAAGAAUUCCCCAGGCACUUCAGAAGAGGCGACUUCUGAUCCGACGUCCCCACAACAAAAUGAAAACGCCGCAGACAGCCCCAACGCGGUUGACACAAGGGGCUCGGACGAGCCCACCAAAGUUGGCCACCUCGAGGAAGACGGAUCUGCUGCUAAGACGAAUGGACUGCCAGCUUCUCAGAAGACUUCCACGGAGGUCGACAGUGAAGCGGCUUUAGAAGGUGAGUCGGAAGACAUUUAA
Molecule: messenger RNA, 297 nt
Organism: Dibothriocephalus latus
Lineage: Eukaryota; Metazoa; Platyhelminthes; Cestoda; Diphyllobothriidea; Diphyllobothriidae
Source: the annotation of a GenBank genome assembly